Messenger RNA from Ramularia collo-cygni, 579 nucleotides. RefSeq lists its product as uncharacterized. NCBI's taxonomy places the organism in Eukaryota, Fungi, Ascomycota, Dothideomycetes, Mycosphaerellales, Mycosphaerellaceae. Bases 1 to 579 code for a protein of 192 amino acids. The transcript has a single exon. The record is from RefSeq and is a predicted model, not a curated record.
AUGAACGAAAUACUCUUACUUGWGGAGGCCGUCUCGGAAGUUGACCUGGUAAGUGUGCCAUUGGGGAACUGCGAGGCRGAACUUGAGCUUGAGGUUGCAAUGAGAUUCGAGGUCUGGGUUGAGAACGAGCUGAACGACGAUGUUCUGGGAAUCGAGGUACUCUGGGGAGAGAUAGAUCCUAAAGCUGUAGCUGAAGCCGAAACAGUGCUGUUUGGUCCCUGUAACUCUGUCGAGCUUCUCAGGGGCAGAGACGAAGACUCGGAGAUGGAGGCAGAGUCAGGUAUCGAUACAAAAGGCGAGCUGUCUGUUGAAGGUCGGGGGAUCGAGAGUGACAAGCCAGAAGACGUAAAAGCGUUGGUUCCAGAAGCAGAGCUCCCAACGGUAGGACCGCUGGUGACUGGUAUCUCCGAGUCUGCUGAUGUGCCAGAACUGAGGUUGGCGACUGGUUCUGAUGUAGCGGCAGUUGAUGGGAGCGAGGACUUCGGGGUGGCCACAACGGGCGAGGUCGUCAAGACCAGAGUAGUGCCUGAUCCAGACAAGAAGCUAGUUACUGWGAAGAUUGUCGGAGCGCUGAGUUGA